UAUAGGUAAUAUCUGUUCAGUUUCAUAUUUUAAACCAACUUAUGUCGUAGUGUCGCAGCUGGUUCCUUAGGUAUAAUAACAUUGCAAUAUUUUUUUAUAAAUAAAUAGUUUUACUACGAGUGCCUUCGAAAACACAGGCUUAUGUCUCAUAUAAAAUGAUAUCUAACAAACGGUUAGUAGCUACAUGUGCCAUUAUUUUCUGCGGCAAUAUAGCCCUACUAGGGUUGUUUGUAAAAUAUAACAUCGGAGAAAAAUGUUACAUUACAAUCGACGAGCACCAAAAAUUCCACCCCAUUAUACCCGAUGACUUUUUAAGUUUUGGUAUUGAUACUUCUGAAAUACAGAACUAUGAUACAGUUAAUUUCAAUAAUUCAAGACUCAGGAAGCUAGCUGCAGCUCUGGCUCCGGCGAGACUCCGCCUUGGUGGUACCAUGUCCGACCGUUUAAUUUUUAGUUCAGAGGACAUUCCGGCAGCGUCAUGUAACCAUUGUCCAAUGACUGCCGGUACUGAAGCCACUUGUACUGCCAUUAAGUCCCUUUGUAAGCACAAAUUUUUACCAUUCUUUAUUAUGAAUGGACAGAAGUGGACAGAUAUAAAUGAAUUCUGUAUAAAAACAAAUACAAAGUUACUUUUCAGUUUAAAUUUAUUAAUACGCGAUGAUCAUGAAUGGAAAAGUCAAAAUGCUAUUGAAAUAUUAGAAUACUCAAAACAUAAAAAUUUUGACAUUGAUUGGCAGCUUGGCAAUGAACCCAAUUCAUUCAAGCAUGUUUUUAACUUAACUAUCAGCCCCCAGACCUUGGCUCACGAUUACAAAAGGCUUAGAAAACUACUAAAUCAUCAUGGUUAUAAAAAGUCACUGUUGGUAGGCCCUGAUACUACAAGACCGCAAGAACACCAACCUAACUGCCUCAAAUACAUGGUAGAAUUCCUAGGCAAUGGUUCUCAUAAUAUAAAUGUUAGGUCCUGGCAUCAGUACUACCUAAAUAGCAGAACUGCCACUUUGGAAGACUUUUGGAACCCAGGCACCUUUGAAUUACUGAGUGAACAAAUUAAAAUAAUGCAAAACCACACCAAGAAAUAUCAUAACAUACCAAUGUGGCUAACUGAGACAAGUAGUUCCUAUGGGGGCGGGGCACCUGGAUUAUCGAAUUCUUAUGCAGGUACCCCUCUCUGGUUAGACAAGCUGGGUUUGUCGGCUAAGUAUAACAUUACCACUGUGAUAAGGCAAAGUUUUAUUGGAGGUAAUUAUAGUCUGAUCGAUGAUAAGUUAGAGCCGUUACCUGAUUGGUGGGUCAGUGUCUUGUAUAAAAGACUAGUUGGAAAUAAAAUUUUACAAGUAAGCUGCAAAUGUUCCCGCUUCCAAAGGAUAUAUGCCCAUUGCACAAAUAGAAAAUACACAAAUGAUACAACAGCUGUAACUAUUUAUGCCAUCAAUUUACAAAUGGAAAAAGCAAAGUUCCUUCUUAAUGGGACUGCAUUUCAUGGUGAUGACUUGAACAUUGAUGAAUAUAUUAUAAGUGCUCCAUCCAAUAACAGAAGAACUAAGACAGUACUAUUGAAUGGCUGGCCUCUUUAUUAUGAGUCAUCUGUUCCAGAAAUGCAACCAAAUCAUAUUAGAUAUGGUAAUCAUGUGUCUAUGCCACCGUAUUCCAUUGGAUUUUGGGUAAUUAAAAAUACCUCUUUACAAAACUGCAAGUAAUCUGUAAGUAUAAUUUCAAAUAAUCUGCAUAGUCAGAUUAUACAAAAUUAAGAUAAAAUGUGUCUUUAAUUAGGUAAUUCCUGUGAUUUUUGGAAGCCUUCAAUAGUGUGUAAUCUCAAUAUACUUAAAACUUAUUUUAUUUAUGAAUAUGAAUAUAAUAAUUAUGCUAGGUCCUAUUUUCCUUUUUGCUCGAAUAUAAUAAAUAAAUGCUACAAUUUGUUGGUCUGCUAUCUUGCAACAGUAAUCAUCUUUGAUCUCAUAUACAUUUACUAUUCUACUUUUUAUACUAUAUUGUUAUUCUUAUCCAGUAUAACCCUACUUUGUAUUGGUUACUUUUAUGAACUUGUUACUUAAAAAUUUAAAAAACAUAUACAUGGAGAUAUAAAUAAGAAUUAAUAAGUAAUGUAGUAUCUCAAUAACUGUUUCAGACACAUUAUAUAUUUGUUUGCAUAAUCUGUCCCGACACGUCAUCUGGACAUGAACAUGUGCUGACAUUAAAAUUUAUUGUAGCUCUUAAUAAAACUUGACAAUUGGUAGCCUUGUCCAUUGGUCAAGGAAAGUUCUUUGAAUGACAUUGAAUUGCAUCUAGAACUUUGGUCUUGAUAUCUAUCUGUUCAUUGUAAUAUUGUCUAGACUUGUUGUUAAAAUUAUAUUGAGUUCAUCAAAUAUAUUAAAGAUCAAUACCAUCUGACAUGUUCUGGUGCUUUUUGUUUAAUUUUUUUUUUUGUAAAUUAGAAAACAAAAAGUUUUGAGGAAUAUUGCCAAAAACUUAUUAAAACUACAAUGUAUUUUCUUAUAUAGCAAACAUUUUAAACUAGUAAAGAAAUGUUCUUAUCCAUUCAUAUACCAAUAAUUCUGGAAAAGUUACAAGGUCUCAAUGAAAGUUUUUUUCAUAACUGUGGAUGUUUAAUUGAAUUUUAAUGUUAUAGAAAAGUUUGUUUGUGUACAAACCUGAACAUGGCAAAUUUAGUGAUACUUUAACGAUAGAAACUAUACACAUAUUAUUUCACAAUUGUUGUCCUUCCAGAAUAUUAUCACCAAUUAUUUUGGUAUUCUAUUAAAAAAUAUACAUUAAGUUAUGUAUAGCUACACCACGGACUUACGUAAUAGGUAGGGAUGGUAAAAUUCAACAGGAAAUGUUUCUUAAAAUCACAUGUAUUUAUGAAGUACAUUUUAAAGAAAUAAAAUGAUGACACAAGUUCCUUUGUAAAUGCAUAUUAUGUAUUCGAAGCAAAUGGUGCCAAUUCGUGAGUUAGUAGUUAUGAUAGGAGCUAGAGAAAUUACGUAAGUCAAUGGAUUCCUGGCUACAGCUACUACUGUUGUGAUUUGAGGUGCCUAAAUGUAAGACUGAUUAGAUUUACAAUAUUAUUAUUUUUAUUUCUAUUAUGUGCCUAAGAGAAGGUUCAAUACAACCAUUGUUCAUUGUUGGUUGACCAUUGAUUCCUUGCAAUCAAGUGUAUCUAUCAAAAGUUAAUAAUAAUUAUUCAAUGAGUUUACCUAAGCAGUACAUAGAAUCACGACAGACGGACUAGUUUACUGAGAAGAAGUAAAUCUAUAAGUUAAUUUAAGUUCUUGGUAAUUAUUAUACUCGUGUGAAUGCUGUGGUGUCUCUAUAUGAAAACACUAGUUAAAUUUAUUCAUGUUUUUAUAUAUCUUUAUUCAUAAUAGAGAUUGAACAUAGUAGUUGAAUAUUUGGGUUGUACAAAUUAAUUUAAUUCCAAUAUAUAUAUAUUAAUUUAAUUUAUAUGAAUAUACUUAUAGCUUUGACAUUUGUAUUAAAUCAGUUUUAACUAAUUUAGUAACUAAGUAUAUAGUUUCGUUGUAAAGAUUUCUUGUACAAUUAUAAUAUUUUUUCCUUUUGUUUUGUCGUAGUUUUCUUAAAGACAAAAUGUUAUAUUUAUAGCAAAAUGUUAUAGUUCAAAAUGGUAAACACAGAUGAUCCCACCGACAAUUUAAAGACAAACACCAGUAAAAGAUACGCCAAGGUCAGUCGAUGUUUUGUAAAAAGUAAAUACCCAACUUUAUCAGUCAACAUGCACAUGUAGUCUGCGAUAACCUCUUUGAGCAUGUAUAGCAUAUCAAUCCGUAUGUAAUGGGAUUCUAAUUUCUUUAUAUAUAAUAUUAUCUUUAUAAAUAACUAAUUAAUACUGCAAUAGCAAUACGUAGUUGCCAGCGCCUUUUUGUAAUUGUUUUAUUACUAGUUUAUAUUUUACAUGAAAAGCAUAAAACUGUUUUUGAAAUAAUGAUUCAUAUUUUAUUAAGAGAAACUUAGUAGCAUAUUAUACAACCUAUUUCACUUUUUAAUAAUUAAACUGGUUUUUUUACUUAAGUACCUUAGUUUAAUUACAUUGGUUUUAUGGUAUUUAUAGUAGUGCCAUUAUACAAAAAACUACAGUAUAUUCUUACUUAUGUAAAACUAGAUUAAUUCCUAAAUAAUAUGUUUAAUUUUAUUUAUAAAACAACAAAAAUUAACAGAACAAAACGGGACAUUACAAACUCGUAUUGCGAGAUUUUGAUUAAAAUGAAACAUAUUUUUUUUUACAUUACCUACUCAUAUUGUGUAAGUGUAUCUUAGUUAUUUAUACUUAGUGAGAAUAUUAAAGAAAAUGAGUAAAAUGUCAAUUGACAAAGCAAUUGAACAUAUAGCUUGACAUUUAUAAAAUAUUUGUUUACAUUUAUAGUAACUACGACACUAGACUAGGGCUUGGAAUUAAUGCAUUCAUUACAAAUGCCUUAUAUCAUUCAAAGGCUUACUCGUGUAUUCAAUGUUAUGUAACAGAUGUUCCAUGCUUCUACAAAUAAAAGCAUUUUUCAUUUA
Nymphalis io (European peacock) is the source of this 4518-nucleotide messenger RNA. RefSeq names its product heparanase-like (gene Hepa). Gene Ontology annotation, cellular component: extracellular matrix; membrane. The coding region runs from base 156 to 1700 and encodes 514 amino acids. Gene Ontology annotation, molecular function: hydrolase activity, acting on glycosyl bonds. The record is from RefSeq and is a predicted model, not a curated record. NCBI's taxonomy places the organism in Eukaryota, Metazoa, Arthropoda, Insecta, Lepidoptera, Nymphalidae. The transcript has a single exon.